AUGGCACCCCGGAAACGCGGCGGCGGCCGCAGCGGCCUCUCCUUCAUCUUCUGCUGUUUCAACGGCAAUGAUCACCCAGAGAUCACCUACAGGCUGCGGGAGGACUUUGCCCUGCAGGUCAUGGAACCGGCACUGCCCAUGCCAGGGUACGAUGAGCUGGAUGGCAUGUUCUCCGAGUUGGUGGAUGAGCUUGACCUCACAGAGAAACACAGGGAAGCCAUGUUUGCCCUACCUGCGGAGAAGAAAUGGCAGAUCUACUGCAGCAAAAAGAAGGAACAAGAGGAAAACAAAAGUGCAACGAGUUGGCCAGAGUACUACAUUGAUCAGCUCAAUUCAAUGGCAGCUAGAAAGACUCUUCUUGCUCUGGAGAAAGAAGAUGAAGAGGAAAGGAACAAGACCAUAGAGAGUCUGAAGACUGCUCUGCGGACACAACCUAUGAGGUUUGUGACACGUUUCAUCGACCUGGACGGUUUAACCUGUAUCCUCAACUUUCUGAAGAGCAUGGACUAUGAGACAACAGAAUCACAGAUUCACACGUCCCUGAUCGGCUGCAUCAAGGCCCUGAUGAACAAUUCCCAGGGCCGCGCCCAUGUACUCUCUCAUUCUGAGAGCAUCAAUAUCAUCGCCCAGAGCCUGGCCACAGAGAACAUCAAGACUAAGGUGGCAGUGCUGGAGAUCAUGGGCGCUGUGUGCCUGGUGCCAGGCGGGCACAAAAAAAUCCUAGAAGCCAUGCUGCACUAUCAGCGCUUCGCCUGUGAGAGGACUCGCUUCCAGACACUUCUAAACGAUUUGGACCGGAGCACAGGGCGGUACAGAGAUGAAGUCAGCCUGAAGACGGCCAUCAUGUCCUUUAUCAACGCUGUGCUGAGUCAAGGCGCUGGAGAGGCCAGUUUGGAAUUCCGCAUCCACCUCCGAUACGAGUUUCUGAUGCUGGGGAUUCAACCUGUGAUCGAUAAGCUACGUUCUCAUGAGAACUCCACGUUAGACAGGCAUUUAGACUACUUUGAAAUGCUGCGGAAUGAGGAUGAGCUUGCUCUGUCAAGACGUUUUGAGUCGGUGCAUAUUGACACCAAAAGUGCCACCCAAGUUUUUGAUCUCAUCCGCAAGAAGAUGAACCACACUGAUGCAUACCCGCACUUUAUGUCUGUCCUGCAUCACUGCCUCCUCAUGCCACACAAGAGAAGCGGCAACACGGUGCAGUACUGGCUGCUGUUGGACCGGAUAGUCCAGCAGAUGGUCUUGCAGAAUGACAAAGGUCACGACCCCGACGUCACGCCACUGGAGAAUUUUAACGUGAAGAACGUUGUCCGGAUGUUGGUCAAUGAAAAUGAAGUCAAACAAUGGAAAGAGCAGGCAGAGAAAAUGAGAAAAGAACACCAUGAGCUGCAGCAGAGGUUCGAGAAGAAGGAGCGCGAGUGUGACGCCAAAACACAGGAGAAGGAGGACAUGAUGCAGACGCUAAACAAGAUGAAAGAGAAGCUGGAAAAGGAGAGCACGGAGCACAAGAAUGUCAAACAGCAAGUGGCUGAACUCACUGCGCGGCUGCACGAACUCAGCACUAGACAGGCUGCUGUUGUGCCGGGUGGCCCGCCCCUGGCCCCUGGUCCCCCUGGCGGUCCUCUGCCUCCUCCUCCUCCACCAAUGUUUGCCGGUAUGCCCCCUCCUCCUCCACCACCUCCGGGCGGCAUGAUGCCUCCUCCACCACCACCACCUCCUCCACCGGGUGGCCCCCCGCCUCCACCUGGGCGCCCUCCCAUCGGAGGCAUCCCUCCACCACCAGGAGCACCCCUGGGACCAUCCCUGAAGAAGAAGAGUAUUCCCCAGCCAUCUAAUCCACUCAAGUCCUUCAACUGGGCCAAAUUGGCAGAGAAUAAACUGGAGGGCACUGUCUGGAUGGAUGUGGAUGACGGCAAGGUUUUCAAAAUCCUGGAUCUGGAGGACAUUGAGAAGACGUUCUCAGCCUACCAAAGACAGCAGGACUUCUUUAUGGUCAAUAACAACAAACAGAAAGAGGCAGAGGAUGACUCACUGAGCUCUAAAAAAGUCAAGGAGCUCUCUGUCAUUGAUGGGCGCCGAGCUCAAAACUGCAACAUCCUCCUGUCACGGUUGAAGCUCUCAAAUGAGGAAAUGAAGAGAGCCAUCCUAACCAUGGAUGAACAGGAGGACCUACCUAAAGAUAUGCUGGAGCAGAUGCUUAAGUUUGUUCCAGAGAAGAGCGAUGUGGAUCUCCUGGAAGAGCACAAGCAUGAGUUGGACCGCAUGGCAAAGCCUGACCGCUUCCUCUACGAGAUGAGCAGAAUAAACCACUACCAGCAGAGACUACAGUCUUUGUACUUCAAAAAGAAGUUUGCAGAGAGGAUAGCUGAGAUCAAACCCAAAGUGGAAGCUCUGUCCAAGGCAUCUAAGGAAAUUUUACACAGCAGAAACCUGAAGCAGCUGUUGGAGGUGGUAUUGGCCUUUGGAAACUACAUGAACAAGGGCCAGAGGGGCAACGCGUACGGCUUCAAGGUGUCCUCACUCAACAAGAUCGCUGAUACCAAAUCCAGCAUCGACAAGAAUAUCACUCUCCUCCACUACCUGAUCACCAUCCUGGAAAAGAAAUACCCCAAAGUCCUCAUGUUCCAGGAGGACCUGCAAAAUGUGUCCGAGGCAGCCAAAGUCAACAUGACUGAGCUGGAAAAGGAUAUUAAUAACCUGCGCAGUGGCUUGAAAAGUGUCGAGAAUGAGCUGGAAUACCAGAAGAAGAGACCGCAGGAGGUCGGUGACAAGUUUGUGUCAGUGGUGAGCCAGUUCAUCACUGUGGCCAGCUUCAGUUUCUCCGACGUGGAGGACUCUCUCACUGAGGCCAAAGAACUGUUCCUGAGGGCAGUGAAGCACUUCGGUGAGGAUGCCAGUAAGAUGCAGCCAGAUGAAUUCUUUGGCAUCUUUGACCAGUUCCUCCAGUCGUUUGCUGAGGCGCAGCAGGAGAAUGAGAACAUGCGCAAACGCAAGGAAGAGGAGGAGCGCAGGGCCAGAAUGGAAGCCCAGCUGAAAGAGCAGAGGGAGAAGGAGCGCAAGGCACGGAAAGCCAAGGCGAACGGGGAGGACGACGGCGGCGAGUUCGACGACCUGGUGUCAGCGCUGCGGUCGGGUGAGGUCUUUGACAAGGACCUGUCCAAGAUGAAACGCAACCGCAAGCGCAUCAAUAACCAGACCACGGACUCAGGCAGAGAGAGACCGGUCACAAAGCUCAACUUCUAAGCGGGGUUCGGUUUGCUAGCCUGUCUCUUCAGUCCCGCUGUGCUUGCCCCCUCCCACUCAAAGUCAUUCCAUCAGUGGGUCAGACCGACAUCCACAUUCCACCUACCCAGCUCAGCCCGAAUAAACCAUGCCUUCACCCCAUAGCUGCUGAGCCACUGAAAAUCUCUUUUAAACCUCUCCUUUUCUUACUUUUCAAUGUUAAAUGGAGCAGAAGCCAAAAGUAGUUAGAUACAACCAAAUAAGAUAACUCUCGCUGUGAGAGAUUGGAGAGUCGCCUCGGUCAUGCCUCUAAAGGAAAGCUCGAUAAAACUUGCGGUGAAAAGCAGGAUGUUGCUCCUGCUGGCUUACACUUCCUCCAUGUGCUGUAUAGUGAAUGCCAGAGAGAGUCUCCCCUCCAAGUAUGAAAAAAAAACACUCACAGCUGUUUGAUAGGAAGCAUUCUGUGUUGUUUUUGUAGGCACAGAAUGAAAUGUGCAGCUAACAGACUUCUUCAGGUCUUGAUGUUCGACCCCAACAGGAAGAUGAGCCCAUGAAAUAAAGAGAGAGUGAGGGGAAAAGUGGGGGCAGUUUAUAACGGGAUGAUUUCAGAGAUUAAGGGGGGGGUGUUUUCCCACACCAGUUAUCAUUUGGGAGAAAGACUGAAUCCCAAGUUCACCUGGACCCUGUUGUUCUCUUGCAAUGAAAACCAACCCCGGACUGAGAAAGUACAUUGGAUAAAAGUGGUUUUAAUUGCAAGUGACAAAGCCCUACCCCCACCCCUUUUUUUUUCUUUCUUUUUUUUUUUUUUAUUAAACAUUACUGCAGCAUUUAUGUAUCGGAUCACUGUAUGUUUUUGGACAUUUUCCUUGUUAAGAGCUGGCCUUAACUCUGUUGAUUUUAAUUGUUGAGUGGGUACUCUUGAGGCCUGGGCCUAAUCUGCAAUUUCUCAACCAGUGUGGACACUCAUGUCAUAGAUUACAUAUAUCUAUAUAUAAGAUUACGUGCUUGGUACACAUGCACACAUAAAUUCAUAAUUACUAUUCUAAGUGUAAGUAAAACCAUACACAGUCAAUGCAAUUCACUUUGCCCUUCCCUUUUGAUGGGAGCGUCCUCUUAAGUUUUUAUUGGAUAGAUGAAAUAUGUUACCUGCAUUAUUGGCUGAUUUUACAAUGCAAAAAAAAAAAAAAAUCUUAAACCCUGUGUGAUCCACAUGUGAUGUUUUCAGUGUUGGAGAAACCAUCAGAUGUGGACAUUUUCCUGUGUAAAUCCAUCCAAUGUGAGAUAGCUCCGUUGGACUUUUAUAAUUUAAAUAUUGCCCUCCAUUGUAUGAUGACCUGAGGUUAAUAAAUGGGAGAAAGCCA
Molecule: messenger RNA, 4580 nt
Organism: Myripristis murdjan (pinecone soldierfish)
Lineage: Eukaryota; Metazoa; Chordata; Actinopteri; Holocentriformes; Holocentridae
Gene: daam1b
Product: dishevelled associated activator of morphogenesis 1b
Exons: 25
Coding region: 1-3240 (1079 amino acids)
Biological process (GO): actin nucleation; actin cytoskeleton organization
Cellular component (GO): stress fiber; actin filament
Molecular function (GO): small GTPase binding; actin binding; microtubule binding
Source: RefSeq, a predicted model, not a curated record